AGCGAACCAUGACCAUCUCUCUCUGUGAUAUAUAUAUAUAUGUCGACGAUGCCAUCAGAGCAGUACCUGUGGAUCAACAGCAAGAAAACAAGACAACUCGUUACCGAAGCUGAGCAAGAUCGUGUUUCUCUUCCCUCUGUGUGUGUGUGAUCGAUUGAUUGAUUCCAUGGCGAUCGCGAGGUCGCCGUUUGCUCCAAUGGAGGAGAAGGCGCAGCAACUGGAUCAGCAGGGUGCGGGUGGCGUGUACCUGAUUCACAGCCAGGUGAUGAGGAUCAAGAAGGAGGAGGAGGAGGCCAGGGAGCUUCUCCUCGAGCUGCAGCUGCUGGAGACGCGGCCGGCCGGCGGCCGCUGCCCGGCGACGACGCUGCGGGCCUCCCGGUCGCUCUCCCCGCUCCGCCGCGCCGGCGGCAUCAUCCCCGUCGGGGAGUGAUCGAUCGAGCAUCAUGCGUGGAUGUGAUGUUCUUCUUUUUUGGGGAUACUUAUAGUAGAUCGAGCUUAGUCUGAGUGAGUGAGUCCCUGAUGCCUGUCCAUGGUCUGUACUGUCGCCAUGGAUCAGAGCUUUAGAUGUUGGUUGUAGCACACCAGAUGUACAUGUUUUCCCCUUCCCUCUUGUUGUGUUGUAAAAAUAUCAGUGAUCGACUUUACCUUUGCCUAUCUUAGCAGCAUCCGUACGUCAUGUUUUUCGUGCCGUGAUUCU
Messenger RNA from Oryza brachyantha (malo sina), 697 nucleotides. RefSeq lists its product as uncharacterized. The record is from RefSeq and is a predicted model, not a curated record. Lineage: Eukaryota; Viridiplantae; Streptophyta; Magnoliopsida; Poales; Poaceae. The transcript has a single exon. The coding region runs from base 167 to 430 and encodes 87 amino acids.